Messenger RNA from Caenorhabditis briggsae, 2064 nucleotides. It is a transcript of the gene Cbr-dpy-19, whose product is annotated as Protein CBR-DPY-19. Lineage: Eukaryota; Metazoa; Nematoda; Chromadorea; Rhabditida; Rhabditidae. Bases 1 to 2064 code for a protein of 687 amino acids. The record is from RefSeq and is a predicted model, not a curated record. Gene Ontology annotation, cellular component: nuclear inner membrane. The transcript has 13 exons. Gene Ontology annotation, molecular function: mannosyltransferase activity.
AUGGCCAAAAAAGCGAAAAACUCGGAGAAAAAUGGACCAAGACAUUCUGGAAAUUUCUCACAGGAAUCUGGAAUUUCCGGGAAUUUAUGGCUGGCUACAGUAGUCCUAAUUGGACUCUUCGUUGGCUUUCUCAACUAUCAGCACAUCUACACACUAUUCGAAAAUGACAAGCAUUUUUCGCAUUUGGCGGAUUUCGAAAGAGAAAUGGCCUAUAGGACGGAAAUGGGUCUCUACUAUUCCUAUUAUAAAACCAUCAUCACAGCUCCUUCGUUUUUGGAAGGUGUGCAAUUGAUAACGAGGGAUACUGUAACUGAGCACGGACAUCAGAUCAAUACGUUGAAUCGGUUUAAUUUGUAUCCAGAGGUUAUCCUGGCAUUUCUGUACCGCCCAUUCCGUGCAUUGGCCAAAUCUGCCAACUGGCAAGUGGAGACGUGCUGGCAAGUGAAUCGCGGAGACUUGAGACCUGUGGAGAGUUGUGAAGGCAUCGGGAACCCACAUUACUUCUAUAUCACUGGAGUUUUUGUAGUGGCUGGUACAGUUGCCACGUCACUUUUCUAUUUGGGUGUUUUGGUGAGCGAUUCAAUUUUCGGAGGAAUCCUCUCUGUUUUGUGUUUCGCAUUCAACCAUGGAGAAGCGACACGUGUACAAUGGACUCCGCCAUUACGAGAAAGUUUCGCAUUCCCGUUUAUUAUAGGUCACAUUGCGAUUUUGACCUAUAUCAUUAAAUAUAGAAAAUCCAGCACCGCCCACCUUCUUCUUCUUAUCUCCGCUGCCGUUCCAGCUCUCCUAUUCUGGCAGUUCACCCAAUUCGCAUUUUUCACUCAAAUUUGCUCGAUUUUCGCGGCUUUUUCAAUGGAUUUGGUCCCGCUGGACACUGCAAAAACUAUAAUCAAAUCUCAUCUGAGUGCAUUUUUUAUCAGUUUUGUGAUGCUCUUCGGAAACGAGAUGAUGAUCGCCGCCUUGUAUUUUCCCAGCAUUUGGGCGUUGGCGACUGUAAUCUACAUCUCCCCAAUGUUGGCUGGAAUUAGGCUCCGCCCACUUUACCUCCUAAUUUUGGCACUGAUUUUUGGAUCGAUCACUCUUGGACUCAAAGUUGGAUUUUCAAAGGGAUUGGGGAUUGAGGAUGAUGCUCACAUCUUCGACAUUUUGCGCUCGAAAUUCACGAGUUUUGCCAAUUUCCACACAAGAUUGUACACUUGCUCAGCGGAAUUUGAUUUUAUACAGUAUGCCACAAUUGAAAAAUUAAGCUCGACUCUUCUGAUUCCAUUGGCUCUUCUCUCAAUUGGAGCAUUCUCUUGGGACUUUUUGAGCAAGACGAGUUUAUUAUGGAGAACUUUGGAAAAUGAGGAUUCGGAGUAUGGAGAGGUCAUCUACAAUUUGGUUCAAUUGAUUUGUUCCACUACAAUGGCUGUCCUGAUCAUGCGUCUCAAACUUUUCAUGACACCUCAUUUGUGUAUUACUGUAGCUCUUCUGGCAAACUCCAAACUGUUGGGAGGCGAUAAGAUUGCGAAAACCGUACGAUCUUCGGUUUUAGUUGGGCUGGUUGCCAUGUUGGCUUUCAGAGGAAUCCCCAACAUCCGUCACCAAUUGAAUAUCAAAGGAGAGUACAGUAAUCCGGACCAGGAAAUGCUAUUCGAUUGGAUUCAGAGCAACACGAAACAAGAUGCGGUGUUUGCUGGAACGAUGCCAGUGAUGGCGAAUGUGAAGCUGACGACACUGAGGCCAAUUGUCAAUCAUCCACAUUAUGAGCAUGUUGGAAUACGAGAUCGAACAUUGAAAGUGUACUCAAUGUUCAGUAAGAAACCAGUUGCUGAAGUUCACCAAACGAUGAAAAAAAUGGGUGUCAAUUAUUUUAUAUUCCAAUUAAUGAAUUGUUCAAACGAUGAAAGGAGGCCCGAAUGUGUGUAUCGUGGGAUGUGGGAUGAGGAGGAUCCCAAGAAUUCUGCCAGAACUUCAUUAUGUGAUUUGUGGAUUUUGGCGGCAAAUUCAAAAGAUAAUUCUCGGAUAUCCCCGUUUAAAAUUGUCUAUAAUCCUAAUAGAAAUUAUAUUGUGCUGAAAAUUUAG